This is a messenger RNA of Xyrauchen texanus (razorback sucker), 4107 nucleotides long. RefSeq lists its product as uncharacterized. The record is from RefSeq and is a predicted model, not a curated record. The coding region runs from base 82 to 3534 and encodes 1150 amino acids. Gene Ontology annotation, molecular function: zinc ion binding; protein binding. Lineage: Eukaryota; Metazoa; Chordata; Actinopteri; Cypriniformes; Catostomidae. The transcript is spliced from 14 exons.
AGGUUUUGUUCAGGUUUUGUUCUCACACGCCCAUCACAAACCAGUAAAGCAUUUAAAGACAGUACGACAGGACGAUUCAUCAUGCAGUGCCCACAAUCUCCAGGGCGUAUGCUGUCAGAGGAGCAGUUCUCCUGCUCUAUCUGUCUGGAGUUGUUUUUGGAGCCCGUCUCCACUCCAUGUGGCCACACUUUCUGUAAGGCAUGUCUGCAGGGCUUCUGGAACCACAGCAAGAAGUUUAUUUGCCCCAUGUGCAAGAAAACUUUUUCCAGACAACCAGAGCUCAGCGUCAACUGUGUGCUGGCCGAGAUCGCUGAACAGUUCCAGGGUCUAACGACGCUGUCUUCAGCUGGAGGUGAUGCGGUCAACAUUGGGUUUGCAAACUCAAACCCAGCAAUUAAGGAAGACGAUUGGGGAGACUUUGCUAAAGCAGGAGACAUACCUUGUGAUGCCUGCAUUGGUAGGAAGAUGAAAGCCAUGAAGUCGUGUCUGAACUGCCCAGGCUCUUUCUGUGAAGCCCAUCUGAGGCAGCAUAAGAAGGGGAAAACGAUGGCCUCGCACAAACUGGUGGACCCCAUACACAACCUGGAGGACAAGAUGUGCAAGAAACAUGAACGCCUCCUAGAUGCGUACUGCCGAAACGAACAUGUGUGCGUGUGCAAGGAGUGUGCGGAGACAACACACAAAUCACACCAUAUUGUCUCCACCGAACGAGAGUGGAAGAAGAUAUCGGGUCAGCUGGGCAAGAAAAGGUCAGAACUGAAACAUCUAAUCAAGGAGCGAGCUAAGAAACUCGAGGAGAUUAAGCAGUCCAUCAAAGUUAUCAAAGAGAACAGUCAGAAGGAGAUGGAGGAGAGCUGGGCGGUGUAUGCGGAGCUGCAGAAGUUGUUGGAGCAGUCGCAGGCGCAGCUGCUGGAGCUCAUCGCAACACGACAGAAACAGGCGGAACAACACGCCAGAGAACUCGCCAGUGGCCUGGAGCAAGAGCUCAACACAUUAAGGAAGAGGAGCAGUGAGCUCGAUGCACUGGCUCAGACACAAGACAAAGUGCUUUUCUUACAGUUCCUUCCAUCUCUGCCUCCUGCGCCGGAGCCGUCUGAUUGGUCAGCAGUGUCUGUAAACACAGAUCUGUAUGUCAGCACCAUCAGGAAGUCUGUCUGCUCUCUGAUGGACAAGUUCCAAUACGAGGUCAAGCAGCUUUAUGGGAAAGAACUCAGAAAUAUGCAGAACUAUGCCAGUGAGGUGAUCUUGGAUCCUGCGACAGCGCAGCGUGACCUGUGUCUUUCUGAGGAUGGACGGCAGGUGUGCUAUGAGGUGCAGCGCAAGAGCUCAAUAAAUUCAGACUCGCCGCGGCGCUUCAGCCCGGCGCUGUUUGUCUUGGCACGUGAGGGCCACUCAUCCGGGAGACACUACUGGGAGGUGGAUGUGGGACACAAGACUGCCUGGACCCUGGGAGUGGCCAGAGGUUCAGUGCGACGCAAAGGAGAGAUCCGUCUCAGUCCAGAGGGCGGCUUCUGGUGUUUGUGGCUGAAGAACGGAGAAGUGAAAGCCCUUUCGGGCAACAGGUUUCCUCUGCAUCUCGCCACACUACCACAGAAGGUGGGCAUCUUCCUAGACUAUGAAGCUGGCCAGGUGUCCUUCUUUGAUGUGAAGGGGCACUCUCAUCUAUACACCUUCACUGAUGCUUUUACUGAGAGUGUCUACCCCAUCUUCAGCCCCUGCAUCAACCAGGACGGAAAGAACCAUGGAGCUCUGACCAUCACCACCGUCAAACACAGCUGCAGAGCGGUCAUUGUGUUCACAGACAUACAGCAACAGCAGACUGCUGGAAUGGCAUCUCCCACCAGCAUGCUAGCAGAAGAGCAGGUGCACUGCUCCAUCUGUCUGGACGUGUUUACUAACCCCGUCUCUAUCCCUUGUGGACACAACUUUUGCAUGGCCUGCAUUGGCAGCUACUGGAAGUCCAGCUCCCUCUUCAUGUGCCCCAUGUGCAAAAAGACCUUCUUCAAGCAGCCAGAUAUCAGCAUCAACACAGUUCUGAGGGAGAUCGCUGAGAAGUUCAAGAAGAUUAAAGCCAAUCCCAUCAAGAACCUUAAGAAGACAAUGCAAAUGGUCCCAGGACAGAGCCCAGAGGAACUCCCCACAGAAAUUCCAGAACUGAUUCCUCCUAGCAUCCCGUGGGCUCAGGAAGUGUCCUGUGAUGUGUGCACUGGCAAUCGCCAACAGGCUGUGAAGUCAUGCUUGGUUUGUUUGACCUCUUACUGUGAGGAGCACCUGAAGACCCACAGUGCCCGCUUCACCAAACACAAACUUAUCGAGCCAGUGCAGAACCUAGAGGACCGUAUGUGUAAGAAACAUGAGAGGCUGCUGGAACUGUUCUGUAAGAAGGAUCAGACUAUUGUGUGUGUGCUGUGUACUGAGAUGGACCACAGAGCACAUUACACUGUACCCGUUGAGCGAGAGUGGACUGAGAAAAAGGCUUUGCUGAGGAAAACUGAAGCUGAAGUGCAUCAGAUGAUCCAGUUGCGAUUGAAGAAAGUUGAUGAUAUCAAACGCUCCAUAGACCUAAACAAAAGCAGCGCUCAAAGAGAGAUCGAGGACAGCAUGCAGGUGUUUUCCAAUCUGAUCCAAGCAGUUCAGAAGGCUCAGGCUGAGCUGGUGAUGGACAUCGAGGAGAAACAGAGGAAGACGGAGAGCUGGGCCAAUGGACAAAUAGAAGAAAUGCAGCAGGAGAUUGAUGUGCUGAAAAUGAGAAACAAAGAGUUAGAGUUUCUCUCACACACUGAAGAUCACAUCCACUUCCUGCAGAACUUUACAUCGUUAAUGUCUCAUCCACACACUAAGGACUGGUCUGAGACCUGUGUGCAUGCAGAUCAGUGUGUGGGCACCAUCAGAAGAUCUGUCCUCAAACUGGAGGAGACGCUAACUGAAGAAAUAGAAAAACUGGUAGAAAUGGAGCUAAGGAGGGUUCAAAAAUACUCAGUUGACAUAACCUUUGACCCGGACACGGCAAACCCCUGGCUGCAGCUAUCUGAGGACGGGCAUCAGUUACGUCACCUGGGGGCGUGGCAGGACCUGCCCGACACACCCGAGCGAUUUGAUACGGUGGUCAUCUCACUCGGGCGUGAGGGGUUCUCUUCCGGCCGCCGAUACUGGGAGGUGCUGGUGGGCGAGAAGGACGACUGGUACCUGGGCGUGGCCCGUGCUUCCGUCAACAGAAAGGGGCGUAUUUCAGUGAGCACAGCUCAUGGAUACUGGGCUCUCGCGAUGAAGAAAGGCCAGGAGUAUCGGGCGUCUACCUCUCCACCCCUCCUGCUCUCUGUCGAGCCCAAGCUGAAGAGGGUGGGUUUGUUCGUAGAUUACGAAGAAGGACAGGUGUCAUUCUACGACGUCCAAAGCAAAAGUCACAUCUACACAUUUAUGGACUCCUUUAAAGAUAAGCUCUUCCCAUUUUUCUACCUUUACUGCUGUGAUAAAGCCUCUGACACCAUGAUGAUCUGUCCUGUACAGGAGCAAUCUCAUAUAAAACAGUGUUGAAUCAUGAGAUACUGUACACAAUGACACGCACCGUUUGUGACUUCAUUCAUUUCAGACACUGCUUACAGUUUAUCUCUAUGCCCUUGUUGUGGUCUUCAAUGAUACAACUUCCUGAGUUUUCUGUUGUGUGUGUGUUUGUGUGUGUGUGUGUUUUCCCCAAUAUGUUAUACAGAUAUUUCUACAAAGAAUUUCAUCAAUUUUAAUGCAUGGCUAAAAAAGGGGCGUUAUGACAAACAAUUUCUACUGCACAUUUCCAGCAGGUCAUUAGCACAAAAUAAACUCUGAAAGGGUGAUCAGGACCCCAUCACGAAGCGGACUGUACAUUAUCCCGCUUAUUAUAUUUCCUCGUACAAAUAAUGGUAGAUGCUGUUUGCACCACUACCGUAAUUUCCGGACUAUUGAGCGCACCUGAAUAUAAGCCGCACCCACUGAUUUUUAAAUAAAAUAUUAUUUUGAACAUAAAUAAGCCGCACCUGUCUAUAAGCCGCAGGUGCCUACCGGUACAUUGAAACAAAUGAACUUUACUCAGGCUUUAACGAAACACGGCUUGUAACAAAAAUAAAUAGGCUUUAA